CUCUGCACAAUUCAGCAGCGCCAUCCGCAGAAGAAUGCACUCCACCUGAUUAAUUGGAGAGUAACCAAACGACCAAAACCCAGCAGAGGGAAGGCUGUUCCAAACAGGAGGAGACCGUGGAGGACAAUCUAAAAGGGCUAUGACCAGUGACAGCAGCAAACCGCGGUAUGUGUCAACCUUCAAGCUACAACUCAGGCCAUUACAACCCCACCAUGCACAGACCAACGGGACAAGGGUGACAGAGAUCAGGACUUCUGGCAAACGUCCUGAAAAAGAUUGUUCUAAAAAUCUGGAUCCACCUGUCUUUAUAAAGCCGCUUGAAGACUGUUGUGUGAACGAAGGAACCGACUUGGCGCUACGAGGAGUCCUCACAGGAAGUCAGCCUAUCAAAGUGACAUGGCUGCACAACGGUGAAGUGGCACGAUUUGGAAACUCUUCUUCAAAUGGCAGGGAUGUGAGUUUUGUGGUGAGGGAAUGCUUACCAGAAGAUGCUGGGGCAUACACAUGCUUGGCUGAAAACAGUGCGGGUAGGACAUCCUGCAGUGCAGCUGUGGUCAUCAAAGACUUCGAAAGUCUGUGCGGCGUCUCAAAGUCACCCACUUCUGCAUUCAAGAGCCCCGUGGAAAACGGACAGCGUUCACAAACCUCCAAAGCGGAGCCGCACAAGCUUAAAGGAUCGAUCUGUACGUCGCCUGUAAAAUCUAUUAAGGAGAGCCCGGUCCCCUCACCAAAAGAAGCCAUCCCAAAGAAGAGAACCAACUCGGCGACUGGCUCAGUGCUCAGCUUUCAGAAUCCACCCCAGCACUUGGAGGUGAAGUUGGGACAAACUGCCCGUCUGACCUGUUUUUUCACCGGAAGCCCCCCUGUGGUAUCCUGCUGGAUCAGGAACAAAGAACAGAUAGUCGACGGUCCAGAAGUGUGGACAGAACAUACAGAACAGAGCAGCGCGUUGGUCAUAGCCGAGGCUAAGCCACAGCACACGGGACGCUACACCGUCGUAGUAAAGGACCGCAAAAGCUCAGCCCAACACACCGUUACCCUCUCUGUCAUAGACAGGCCAGAGCCUCCUGCUUCGUGUCCGGUGGCCUCUCACACAUCUGCGUCCGGCUUUGUGUUGUCCUGGUCGGGGCCCUGCUACGACGGCGGCAGUGCCAUCCUGGGCUAUGCGGUGGAAGUGAGAAGGCAAGGACCUUCUGAGCCCGGAGAGUGGAAAACGCUCAAGGCCGACUGCGCCAGCACCUCAUACCAAGUGGCGUCCGGGCUGCAACCGGAGCAGGAGUACCGUUUCAGAGUGAGGGCUUACAACGCGGUGGGGGAGAGCGAGCCCAGUCCCGUUUCGGCCGUGGUGAAAAUGGAGAGGACAGAUUCUGAGAAAACACAAGAAGAAGCCACUCAGUACUCCUGUGUCACGAUUGAUUCGUCCCACAAAGUUACCGAUCACUACAACCUGCACGAGAAAUUAGGAACGGGAAAAUUUGGCCUUGUGUUCAAGCUCACCCACAAGGAGACGGGCCUCGUGUGCGCGGGAAAGUUCUACAAAGGACGGCGGGCCAAGGAGAGGGAAGCCGCGCGCAAAGAAAUCGAGCUGAUGAACGACCUCCACCACCCCAAGCUUGUUCAGUGUCUGGGCGCCUACGAUCACAAACCGGAGAUGGUCAUGGUGAUGGAGUUCAUCGCAGGCGGGGAGCUGUUCGAGCGCAUCGUGGACGACAACUUCGAGCACACGGAGCUGGCCAGCGUGCGCUACAUGCAGCAGAUCCUGGAGGGGAUGGCCUUCAUGCACCAGCAGAACAUCGUCCACCUGGACCUGAAGCCCGAAAACAUCGUUUGCGUCGACACCACCGGCACCUCCGUCAAGAUAAUCGACUUUGGACUGGCCAGUAAACUCGAUGGCAACGCCGCCCUGAAGGUGAUGCACGGCACUCCUGAGUUUGUAGCGCCUGAAGUCAUCAACUACGAGCCCGUGUGCUUGGCCACUGACAUGUGGAGCAUCGGCGUCAUCUGCUACAUCCUGUGAGUCUCCUCGUCGACCCGUCCGCAUCUG
Messenger RNA from Fundulus heteroclitus (mummichog), 2044 nucleotides. Its product is annotated as myosin, light chain kinase 5. Gene Ontology annotation, molecular function: ATP binding; protein kinase activity; protein binding. The record is from RefSeq and is a predicted model, not a curated record. The coding region runs from base 140 to 2017 and encodes 625 amino acids. The transcript has 13 exons. NCBI's taxonomy places the organism in Eukaryota, Metazoa, Chordata, Actinopteri, Cyprinodontiformes, Fundulidae. Gene Ontology annotation, biological process: protein phosphorylation.